CUGUUGGUGGCAGUGAUGUGACGUCCCUGACGCGCUUUCUGCGGUAAAACAUCCAUCGAAGAAGAACAAGGCGGAAGUAAGUGUCACGUCGCUGAGCAUAAAGCUACUGUGAUUCUGUUGUUUGUGACAAAAAAAAUGUGUAAGGUUCAAAUACUGAGAGUGUUGAUGGAGCAGCGACUAAAUGCCGCUGUUGAAGAAAUAUUUGGACUGUUUGAAAGAACAAUAACAGAAUACGAGGAGGAACUUUCUCGGACAAAGGAGGAAAACAAGCGUCAACGCCAACAGCUGGAUGCUGCUUUGGAGCACAACGAUGGGUCACACAGAGCAGACAUUCAACAGGUGUUGCUGGAGAGUGAAGAUGAGGUUUUCCCCGAGCAGCAGGAGUGGCGCUCCAGUUUGGGGCGACAGGAGCAAGAGCACCCCCACAUUAAAGAGGAAAAGGAGGAACUGUGGGAGCAGCUUCAAGAGGCUGACGUCACCAUGGUCCCAUUUACUGACGUCCCUGUGAAGAGUGAGGAUGAUGAAGACAAAGCUCAGUCCUCACAGCUUCAUUACUGUCAAAGCGAGGUAAACAAAGGGGCGGAGCUUUUAACUCAACACAUGACAGCAGAGGGUGAUAUAAACCAUUUUGGAGGAUCACAAGCAGACUACGCACAACCGUCAUAUAUGACUGACAUGAUGUCACACUCUUCAGAGACCGAGGAUGAAGACUUUAAAGGUGAUAUGAGACGUCAGGUUGACAGCAAGCGCUUUGAAUGCUCCGAAUGUGAGCGGACAUUUAACCGUAAGGAAAGCAUGAAAAGACACAUGGUAACGCACACUGGAGAGAGACCUUUCACAUGCUCAGUUUGCGUGAGAAGUUUCUCUUUGAAGCAAUAUUUGGAACGACACAUGAUGAUACACACGGGGGAGAAUCCCUUUUCCUGUUCAGUUUGCAAUAAUAGAUUCCGAGAUAAGUUCAAAUUGAUGGUCCACAUGAGAAAACACGCUGCAGAGAGGCAACGUUUAACUUCCAGCAGCACAACUGGAGAUUAUGGAAUACACUAUGAUGGAUCACAAGCAAGCAGCGGCUUUGCUCCACUGUCAGAUAUGAACGACGUGAUGUCACACGCUUCUGACCACGAUCACAGCGACAAUGCCAAAAAGCCUUUGGAGAGUAAGAAGGACUCCAAAGGAGAUAUGAGACAUCACACUGACGAUAACCUCCUCAACUGUUCCUUUUGCAAGAAAACGUUUGACAAAAGGUGGAAAUGGAAAAGACACAUGAAGUGUCACACAGCGAAGAAACCAUUCAGCUGCCCGCUGUGCGCCAAGGGAUUCACCCAAAAGUCAGACAUGACCAUACACAUGGCGGUACACACGGGAGAGAAACCGUUUAGCUGUGCUAUUUGCGCCAAAAGCUUCGCCGCAAAGAAAUACAUGGCGAUACACAUGAGGACGCACACGGGCGAGAGACCUUACGCUUGCUCGUGUUGCGCCAAAAGAUUCACCACAAAGCCGCAAAUGGACAGACACAUGAUGAGAAUGCACCCGUUCAGCUGCAGCACGUGUAAGAAAUGAUGACAACACAAGAGGGACAGUGACAAACACAAGUAGAUUCUCGACAAGAUUCAGUACUGUGCAGUAGUGAUGAGCGAAUCAGUACUAAAGUGUUGCAUCCUAACAGUGAGAAUAUUCUGGGUUUAAUCACCCAAAGUCAGCUGGGACAGGCUUUUGUGACAAUUUUUUAUGGUUAUUUCUCGCCUAACUUAUUUGUUUUGAAAAUCACCAGAUCUACUCC
Nerophis lumbriciformis (worm pipefish) is the source of this 1780-nucleotide messenger RNA. RefSeq lists its product as uncharacterized. The record is from RefSeq and is a predicted model, not a curated record. NCBI's taxonomy places the organism in Eukaryota, Metazoa, Chordata, Actinopteri, Syngnathiformes, Syngnathidae. Gene Ontology annotation, cellular component: nucleus. Gene Ontology annotation, biological process: regulation of transcription by RNA polymerase II. Gene Ontology annotation, molecular function: RNA polymerase II cis-regulatory region sequence-specific DNA binding; DNA-binding transcription activator activity, RNA polymerase II-specific.